Messenger RNA from Symbiodinium pilosum, 1642 nucleotides. Lineage: Eukaryota; Dinophyceae; Suessiales; Symbiodiniaceae. The record is from the annotation of a GenBank genome assembly.
GAAACGCAGGCACCGACUUCAACUACCUGGAGUUCUUCAAGGAGGAAAUCAGAAACGAGAACGCUACGAUCAAGAUCGGCGCGGUAAACAACCUACAUCUCAUUGCCUCAGCUCUGGGCCCGCAGAAGACGGUCAGUGAGUUGAUUCCGUACGUCGUGCAGGUGGUCCAAGAGGAGCCACUUUGCAAUGACGAUGAGUUUCUGUACUCAAUGGCAAGGCAGUACGCAGUGCUGUCCGAUUACAUCAAUGGCCACGACGACCUGCUCAUAGCACCUCUGGAGCACCUGGCGGCACAGGAGGAGACCGUCAUCCGAGAUCAGGCAAUCCAAUCUCUUUGCAAGGUCAUCGAAAAGAGGCCUACCUUAGCGCCUGACCACCUGGUGCCCACUCUCCAUCGCUUGGCCACAAAAACGGACUUCUUCACAGCCCGAGUGUCGGCCUGCGCCCUUCUUCCGCUGGCCUAUCGCCAUGUGAAAGAGGACCAGAAAGCUGGCUUGCGCAAGGCCUUUACCAUGCUGUGUGCCGAUGAGACGCCGAUGGUGCGUCGUGCUGCAGCACACAAAAUGCGAGACUUCAUUUCCGUUUGCGCGAAGCAGGACCUGAUUACAGACCUCAUUGGCGUCUACAAGCAGCUGUCCCAGGAAGACACACAGGACACGAUUCGUGUCGCCUGUGUCCAUGCCACACUGGUCAUCGCCAAGAUGCUCAAUGCCGAUGAGAAUCGUCAGCACACAGUGCUGGUCAUCAAGGAAGCGGCAGAGGAUCGCUCCUGGCGUGUGAGGCUAACGGUUGCCAAGAACUUUGACCAGCUUUGCCAAGCUUUCGGUCCCGAACUUACGGCCCAAAAGCUGAUGCAGCCUUUCAUCCAGCUCAUGAAGGACAAUGAGCAGGAAGUGAGGAAGGAGGCUGUCCGGGUCAUUGAAGCCUGCCUCAACCUGCCGGAGCCUCUGACAUCGGAGCAGCUCCAGCAGCAUAUCCUGCCGCAGUUCCAGGCCCUGGGAUUGGAUCCUGCGCAGUCCGUGAGAGCAGCUUUGGCACAAGUUUUGGGUCCGGUGGCCAAAGCCCUCGGCCGAGACGUGACGCAGCGACAGUUGCUGAGUCUCAUUUCCGAUCUCAUGAAGGACGAAUUCCACGAUGUGCGGCUGAACAUUGUGUCUCAUGCGGGCCUCAUCUGCGAAGUUUUGAGUGUGGAUGGUCUUGUCCAUUCGCUUCUGCACACGGUGCAGAACCUGAUCAUGGACAACCACUGGCGCAUCCGUCAGAGCGUUGUCGAGCAAGUUCCGAAGCUGUCGCGGCUUUUUGGCAUGGAGAUGUUCCAGUCCAAGCUGGAGACCAUCUUCCUGUCGAGUCUCCGCGACUCCGUGCACUCAGUGCGUCAGGCUGCUAUCCAGCAUUUGAAAGAGAUUGCCGACACUUUCGGUUCUCAGUGGACCGUGGAGCACCUUCUGCCAAAGCUGGUUGAGCAAUACUCUGGCAGCGUUGGCUACGCAAACCGCGUGACCACGCUCCACGUGCUGCCGCAAGUCUCUGGGGUGAUGACGCCCGAGCAGCUCGUGCAGUACAUAGUGCCACUUCUCAUCAAGGCCACAAAGGACACCGUGCCCAACGUGCGCUUCUGCGCUUGCCGAACAAUCAUGUGGAU